AAGCUGUGCAACUAACUCCUCCGAUGUGGACUCGCAAUGGCGCUUGGAACGGGACCACUCGGUCUUGGCUGGCUGGCUGCGACAUGCCGACCUCGACGCUUCGAGAAUCGAUGGCGGGGACAAGACAAGAAGAAAGGAGCCCACUUCGAUCCACCCUUCACAUCAAUUCGGUGCCGAAUCUGUAGCUCACAUGUGGAGUUGCUACGAUUCAGCCAAGCUCAUCGAGUACCGCAUCGAGGCGGAGCCAUGAAAGCUCCUGUUGCUGCUGCUGCUGCUUCUGCAACAAUCUGUUCACUGAAUUGGGUUGCAUUCACUUCCUCUGCACUCCCCUCACACGAGACCGCAGGAACCACAGAUCGUGAGGAGGCGUUGUGAGUAGGCGGUGAUCUGUGAGAGUCCAGUAGCCUUGUGGAAAUAGAGAGGAAGUGUCAGGUGGAUUCACGUCAGCAGCCCGCAAUCUCGCGUUUGUGGGAGGUGGAGUAAGGGAUGGAGGGAGAGAGGUUCAAUCCAACGCCGGCGAUGGACGAGGACGGCAAGGAGGCGGAAGAUGGCAUGUAUGAGAUGGCGAGAAACGAGGAGUUGCAGAUGGGGGAGCAGGAGAUAUAUCGUGAUUUUGCGUCGACUUCUGGGUCAGGGUUGUCGUCGCCGCAGGAAUCGACGUCAAGGAAGCUGUCAAUGGAGACGGGGUCCAAGGUUCUACCUUACAUGAGCCAUUCUGGUGUGAAUCAGGGUAGCAACACCUCGAAGACAGCUCACAAUCGCGAGGAUGGCUAUGAGCCUGCUCAAGUGGUGCCCUACUUCGCUGGCAGUGUCGGGAUUGUGUUCUUCUGCCUCUUGCUCGCAGGUUGGACUUCUGGCGACGGACGUUCCAUCUACAAUGUAGACAUUUCAGGGAUUGUGGCUAACAAGGUUAAACUUCCUGAUGGGCGGCACAUUGCGUAUGAAGAGAAAGGCGUAAGCAGGGAUGUUGCGAAGAUCAAUAUUCUUGUAGCGCAUGGCUUCCUGUCCUGCCGACUUGCAGGGAUACCUGGCAUAAGUGACAGGCUUCUUGAGAAGUAUGCAGCGCGAGUGAUCUCGUACGAUCGGCCAGGAAUUGGUCAAAGUGACCCGCAUCCCAAGCGAAAUUACAACACCUCUGCUCAGGACAUGGCUUAUAUUGCUGAUGCGCUAGGCAUGGGUGACAAAUUUUGGGUGCUUGGAUACUCAGGUGGUGGUCCGUAUGCAUGGGCUGCACUUCACUACAUCCCUAAUCGAUUGGCUGGAGUGGUAAUGUUUGGACCUAUGGGAAAUCCUUACGCUACAAACAUGACCAAAGAAGAAACAAAGACUAUUUGGAAGCGUACCGACAGAAACCGCAGGUGGCUGUAUCGCCUGGCUCGUCACUUCCCAUCCUUACUUCCAGGCUUUCUGAAAAAGGGCAUUGUUGGCAAACCCGUGAAGCUUAUGAGACAAGUGAAGAAGUCGGUCAAUCCCAAGGAUUUGGCGUUGCUUGAGACGGAUAAAUUUGGUGAGAACUGGGAACGAUCAAUUAGAGAGGCUAUGCGUUCUGGGGAUACUAAGGCUUGGGCAGAAGAUGUCAUUCUUCAUUGCAAUGACUGGGGAUAUAAGCUGACAGAUCUUAAUCCCAAGCCAGCAAAGAAAAGUCUAUUCAACCGUAUCUUCUCCCUUUUUGGAGGCGCAGAACUGCCACCUUUCACUGGACCGAUUCACAUCUAUCAUGGGGCGGAAGAUGCGUUGGUGCCACUAACCAUGAGCCAGCAUGCAAAGCGGAUGCUCCCCCAAGUGCAUCUUCACGUUUUGGAGGGACAUGGUCACUUUUCCUGGUUCUGCUACUGCGACAGCUGUCAUAGGGAGCUCUUCAAGGCCCUUUUCGGUGAAGUGGAAGGCUUGCACGAGUUAGAAAAAUCCCCCGAACCUCAGAUUCUUGCUCCUGAGGUGCCUGAAGCACCUGCAUACGAAGAAAGAACAAUCUCUUCUGAAGCUGCUCCUCACGAAGAUCCGCAUGUUGCGGAAACUAUAGACACAGCUACCCUCGAAACUACUACCGAGACAGAGCCAGAAGGUGUCGAUCAUGUAGAGGUCGAGAUAGAGCAAGACUCUUUCUCUUCCAAGGUUGAGACCACUCCCCAGGAGGCCGAAGUGGGUAUUAGUGGCAUUGGCGAGAGAAUCCCAAAGGAAGAGUAGGUGUUGUAGAGCUGAUAUGGCUGAGCUGCCAGCGAAGAGGUGGUUACAGCAUGGUGGAGGCAUAUACCUGACUACUAUUGUCCAUGUAGAUAGGGAAAUUAAAUCUGUUUAUAAUUGCAUUCUGAUGUCGUUACCCUUCUGAAGUAAUGAGGACAUCUUAACAUUGUGAGGUGGUGGUA
Molecule: messenger RNA, 2363 nt
Organism: Physcomitrium patens
Lineage: Eukaryota; Viridiplantae; Streptophyta; Bryopsida; Funariales; Funariaceae
Source: RefSeq, a predicted model, not a curated record